AACCACAAAGAAGUGAAGCUUUGAAUUAGAUCUCAGUCAUGGGAGUAAUGUUAGGCUAUUCAAUUCCUUUCCUUUUCUUAACUCUGUUUGCCACCGCGAACCCUUUCAAUUCCGCAGUUCACGGAGGAAUCUGCACCGAAUCUAAAAAGUCCACCCUCUUGAUCGUUUUCGGCGACUCAUUCUUUGAUGUUGGCUACGGUAAUGAAGAACUUUGUCUUCCAUCUAAAGGCCAACCAUAUGGGAAAUCACUUGACCUCCAGCAAGUUGCCCCUGGAAGAUUCUCGGAUGGUCUUCUAGUGCCUGAUUAUAUUGCCAAACACCUAGGCCUGGAUAAUAACGGCAGAAUUGCUUCAUACAAGCAUAACUUAGAUAUCCAACAAACAUUACUAGGCCAAGGCAAAGGAUAUGCUAGUUUGAGCUUUGCCAUGGCCGGAGCAGGUGUCAAGCAAAGUCGCAGAUAAGGUAUAUAUGCAAGCAAAUUAAUUAAGUUUCUAAUU
Rubroshorea leprosula is the source of this 497-nucleotide messenger RNA. The record is from the annotation of a GenBank genome assembly. NCBI's taxonomy places the organism in Eukaryota, Viridiplantae, Streptophyta, Magnoliopsida, Malvales, Dipterocarpaceae.